Ustilago hordei is the source of this 633-nucleotide messenger RNA. Its product is annotated as putative CF25 - polyadenylation factor. Gene Ontology annotation, cellular component: mRNA cleavage factor complex. Gene Ontology annotation, molecular function: mRNA binding. The coding region runs from base 1 to 633 and encodes 210 amino acids. The record is from RefSeq and is a predicted model, not a curated record. The transcript is spliced from 4 exons. NCBI's taxonomy places the organism in Eukaryota, Fungi, Basidiomycota, Ustilaginomycetes, Ustilaginales, Ustilaginaceae.
AUGUCACAAACUCUGACCCUACAUCCGGUGACGUCCUUCACAUUCACAACGAAGGAUGCGCAGCCCGAAGAGGAUCCAUCUGUAGCAGCUCGAUUGCAGCGCCUGCAAAACAACUACGAGGAUCUCGGCAUGAGGAGAACGGUCGAAGCUGUCCUCGUAGUGCACGAGCACGGGCAUCCGCAUGUCCUCAUGCUUCAGAUUGCCAACGCCUUCUUCAAGCUGCCAGGAGAUUACCUCAAACCAGGCGAGGAUGAAGUUGAAGGAAUGAAAGCCAGACUAGACGAAAGACUAGGGCCAGUAGAGAGCGAUCCAAACUCGUUCGGUCCCAACGGCGAAGGCCGCAACAAGGACGAUGGAGAGUGGGAGAUUCAGGACUGCUUAGCACAAUGGUGGAGACCCAACUUUGAAACAUUCAUGUACCCGUACGCACCACCGCAUAUCACUAAGCCAAAAGAAUGCAAGAAGCUCUUCCUGGUCACCAUUCCCCCAACAAAGGUGCUUGCGGUGCCCAAGAACAUGAAGCUACUCGCAGUGCCAUUGUUCGAGCUCUAUGACAACUCACAACGAUAUGGUCCUCAGCUCGCAGCCAUCCCGCAUCUUCUCUCAAGGUACAACUUCAUCUACUCUGAUUGA